AUGCUGGAGAGAAGUUAUACCAUGCCAACUGAGUUCCUACUUGCUGGAUUCACAGAUUAUCUCCCUCUCAGAGCCACACUAUUCUUGGUAUUUCUCAUAGUAUAUACACUAACUGUGGUGGGAAAUAUAGGUUUAAUAAUCCUAGUUAACAUCAGUCCAAGCCUUCAAACCCCCAUGUACUACUUUCUCAGCAACUUGUCUUUCUUAGACAUCAGCUAUGCUACAGCAAUUGCUCCUAAAAUGCUGGUGAAUUUCUUAGCAUCCAGGAAAAGCAUCUCUCCCUAUGGCUGUGCACUACAAAUGUUUUUCUUUGGUUGUUUUGCUGAUGCUGAUGCUGAGUGCCUUAUCCUGGCAGCAAUGGCAUAUGACCGCUAUGCAGCCGUCUGUAACCCACUGCUCUAUCCUACACUUUUGUCUAGGAGAAUCUGUAUCUGCUUCAUUGUGUUGGCAUACUUCAGUGGAAGUCUGACUUCGAUGGUACAUGUCUGCCUCGCAUUCAGGCUGCCAUUUUGCGGCUCCAAUAUCAUCAACCAUUUUUUCUGUGAUAUCCCACCUUUCCUGGCUUUAUCAUGCGCUGAUACCCAUUUCAAAGAGCUUCUGCUUGCCUUGUGUGGCUUCAUCCAAACCAGCACUUUCGUGGUCAUAUUUAUCUCUUACUUCUGUAUCCUCAUCACUGUUUUGAGCAUAAAGUCCUCAGGUGGUAGAAGCAAAACUUUCUUCACCUGUGCUUCCCAUCUCAUAGCCGUCACCUUGUUCUAUGGAACUCUCCUGAUUAUGUACUUAUGUUCCACCACCAGCUAUUCCCUAGACACUGAUAAGGUAGUUGCAGUGUUUUAUACUGUUGUCUUUCCCAUGUUUAACCCAAUAAUCUACAGCUUCAGAAACAAGGAUGUAAAAAAUGCCCUCAAAAAGCUAUUAGAGGGGCGAGCCCAGCAGCCUAGGGGUUAA
Ceratotherium simum simum (southern white rhinoceros) is the source of this 948-nucleotide messenger RNA. Its product is annotated as olfactory receptor 5AS1. The record is from RefSeq and is a predicted model, not a curated record. Gene Ontology annotation, molecular function: G protein-coupled receptor activity; olfactory receptor activity. Gene Ontology annotation, biological process: G protein-coupled receptor signaling pathway. Lineage: Eukaryota; Metazoa; Chordata; Mammalia; Perissodactyla; Rhinocerotidae. Gene Ontology annotation, cellular component: membrane.